Messenger RNA from Monopterus albus (swamp eel), 1831 nucleotides. RefSeq lists its product as uncharacterized. Gene Ontology annotation, biological process: DNA integration; DNA recombination. Gene Ontology annotation, molecular function: DNA binding. The record is from RefSeq and is a predicted model, not a curated record. The coding region runs from base 288 to 1694 and encodes 468 amino acids. The transcript has 6 exons. NCBI's taxonomy places the organism in Eukaryota, Metazoa, Chordata, Actinopteri, Synbranchiformes, Synbranchidae.
CCCAUUGUAUGUGCCUGAUGAGCAGCCCGGCCCAUCGUAUGUGCCUGCACCAGUGCCAGAGCCGGCGGCAAAAGGAGGACCUGGCAGUGCGGAAGGCGUGGAUGAGGAAGGCCUGAGGAAAGUGGCAAAAAGGCUCUUUGCGGGGACGGGCAAAGGGACCUUCACUCGCCAUAUAAAGUUCCCAGAGUCGAUGGGUGGGUAUUACUACAUUUUGGCAGUUGGUAUUAAGUAAAUGUGUUUUUGAUCCAUGUCAUUUUCAUCUCUGCACGUUUGUUUUAUUGAAUGAAAUGUUUAUUGUGAUUUUUUUAACAAAAAAUUACUUUAAACAAUACCAGGCCUUCCACGAGGGCAGCUGUCCCUCUGCAAAACACCGGGAGAAUGCCUUCUCGAAGGUCAGCCGCAUCAGGUCCUUUUUGGCCUUCAUGGCCGGCAAGGACUCCUCCCUGGCAACCUGGCGCUUUUUAGAUAAGGCGGAGCAGAUCAUCCAAUGGCCCAACGUCCUGGCCGCUUCGGGGAAAAAUAUUACUACGGCAAACUUUUAUUUGAGGAAUGUCCUCCAGUUCAUGAUCUAUUUUAAGGAGACCCCCCCGAAGUUGGCCAGGCUCUCCCAAAGCCAGAUUACUGGCGUGAUCCGGGCCGUGAGGCAGGCCAUAAAAUCAAUCUCAAAAAAGAUGUUGGCCCACCAGCUGACGACCAAGGACAAAAAGUUGUCCAAAGUCGUUUCCCAGGAGUCGCUCAGGCGGUGCCAGGUCGGUGCGCGGAAGGCGAUUCCUAAGCUGCUGAAGGAACUCCGGGAGGACUACACCGUGCAGCUGAGGAACGCCUUCUACGGCUAUUUUAGCGCCUUUAUCGCAUCGAUUUACGGGCACCACCCGGGCGUCUUUAAGAAUAUGACUGUGGCGGAGGUCAGGGGAGCGGCCACUGAGGGCCGGCCUCCCACGGGCUACGUCAUCCGUGUGAAAGAGCACAAGACAGCCAAAGAUUUUGGACCGGCGCAGAUGUUCCUGGAGCCGGAGGAGUACGACUGGCUCCUCAAGUGGCUCCAGGUCAGGGAGCGCUGCAAUCCUCCGGGGGACUGGGUGUUCUUCACCCCAGGAAAAGGGCCGCUGAAGAACCUGGUCCGGUAUAUGCAGGAGGCGUGGGCGGAGAUGGGCUUGCCCGGCAAGCCCACCUUCAUCGACCUGAGGACCGCCGUGUCUGCACACGCAAAGAACGUGCACGUGCCGGAGGUGCGCAGCAAAGUGGCAAAGUUUAUGUGUCACAACACUGCCACCACUACCACGGCUGACCGCUACUACGCCCUCCACAUGGACGUAGAGCAGUCGCGUGCGAUGAGGCGCCACUUUGAGGAGGCCUCCACUCUGCCCCACCUUGACUCACCCUCGUCCCCGCCAAAGCCCAAGAAGGUUUGCCCCAGAAAAGCUACAGCUCAGGAGGAGAGUGACAGCACCUCACUGAGUGACGAGGCGGUCCCCUACCAGGAGGCGGGAGACUCCUGCUUGGAGGAGCAAAGGUGGGAGCUGGUAUCGGAGGAAGAGGGACAGGAGGAGGAAGAGGGAAGAGGAGGAGGACGUCACUGCGCGGCCAGCAGCAUCUACACCAGUCAAGACCCAGAGGAGGGAGAUGUACAAAUAAACAAGGUGCAUAACAACAAGGUACACAGGUGCCUUCAGGCUCAACAUGGAGGGAUGUGACUACUGGAGGCUGAAUGUGGGCUCUGGUCACGGCUGGGAGACGCUUCCAACUGACCUGCUUGUACCAUCAUUUCUUUCUCACUAACCAAAAUGAAUGGCUGUAAGACUACUCCUGCAUGGAUGGGAACUGUUUUCUC